AGGCAGAGUAGCAUCCUUUUCUCAGAGUGACACUGGCCCCCACACAGCAGAGAACUUCAGAUACAAACCACUGAGGUCUGAAUUACAGAGAAGAGACUCAUAAUACAAGACAUCCUGAAGAUCCGCACUCAGAGGUAUGGCGAUCUUUGAUUCGACUACAGAAGACUUUACUGGCUUUACUUUUGACUAUGUGUCCAAUUACACUGAUUUUCUCAACGUCACUGACGUUGCAGAGCUUUGUGAAGCCAGCAAAGAGCAGGAGCUGACCAUUACUGCUGUCCAGACGACCGUCUUCCUCAUCGUCUUCAUCUUAGGUGUAAUUGGGAACGGGCUGGUCAUUGCCACUUUCGCACUGUACCGCCGUCUGCGUCUACGCUGCAUGACCGACGUCUUCCUCUUCUACCUUGCUCUGUCUGACAUGCUUCUUCUGCUGACUCUACCGCUACAGACGGGAGAGACGCUGAUUGGCAGCUGGGUGUUCGGAGAGGCGCUGUGCAAGCUAAAUCGAGGCAUGUAUGCCAUCAACACCUACAGCGGUCUGCUGUUGUUGGCGUGCAUUAGUGUCGAUCGCUACUUGGUGGUGGUUCGCACCAGGGCCGUGCGGAAGAAGAGUUCUGGGAUGCUGUUUUACAGCACGCUUUCUGCGUUUGGCGUCACAGUAACCUCUAUCGUCCUGAGCCUGCCAGACCUGCGCUUCAGCUCCAUAGACAUCGACAUGGGUUCAAACGUCCUCUUGUGCGAUAUGAAAGUUUGGAGCGAUGAAGUGAGUAAAUGGAAGCUGUGGGCCCAGAUGUCAAAGAUCGCAGGGUUCUGUAUCCCUUGCGUGGCGAUGGUGGUGUGCUACGGUGCGAUCGGACGCGUGCUGAUCCGUGCCGGUGGCAAAUGCUGGCGUAGACAGAGGACCCUGCGUUUGAUGGCAUUGCUGGUGAUUCUUUUCCUGCUUUUCCAGCUACCUUACACUGUGGUGCUGCUGAUUAAAAUAUUCACACCCACACCGAAACACUGCGACGAGUGGACCAGGUUCCACCUGAAGGAAAACGUGACACGCAAUCUGGCCUACGUGAGGUGCUGCCUGAACCCUCUGCUUUAUGCGCUGGUUGGCGUCCGAUUCCGAAACGACAUCAUCAGGCUGUUGACGGACGCCGGGUGUGUGUGUGUGUCACAUAUAACGCCUCACCAUGAGAACAGAAGCUCUGUUACGCCGUCCUCUCCGGCUGCAACCAUACUUUCACCCAUCUCCUCUACUUACCAAUCCUCCAAGAAAACAGCUGGCUCAGACACACCUGCUGCAAACACAGACCAAACAUUCAUUUUCCCCACACCGAUAUCUGGUAAAGUGUCUUCGGUCAUAAACUGGUGUCAUCAAUAACUUACCUGCACAUCUGAAGAUCUGCAAUAAAUUGCUUCUCUGUUUAAAAGUGAAAAGAGACAGAGUUGCAUGCAUGUACACAACUUUUUUUCAGCUUUCACAGCUUUAAAGGGCCAUGAACUGCAUUGUUUUAUUGUUUUAUAAUGUUUCCUGGGGUGCACUUAUAAUGUUAGUAUGCUUUUUACAUCCAAAAUUGUCAUAAUUUAGAAAUAAAAUUCCUAACCUGAUUUUAGUCCUCUUAUUUGAACACUCUGUUUUAAGGGGCGUGUCUGCUGUGAGACUUCAGUGUAAACGCCCACUGCUGUGAUUGGCUAACAUCUUUCCAUCUGAAAUAGCUAAGUAUUACUCUCUCUAAAAAUUUUAGCUCAUUUUUACUAUUACUUCUCAAGGUUAACUAAUCGUGAAAAGUGUUGAUCAUAGCAUUACAUUUAAAUUUAUGGCAUUAUAUUUAGAUCGUGGCAUGAAAGGUUGCGGAGAUGAACAUGGCAUUGUAACUAGAGAUUCCUUGAAUAAACUGGGAGUUUUGGCACAAGUCCAGAUAUCAGUCACUGAUAAAUUUGUGCUGUUUGAUUGACAGCUCCAGCGAAUGUAAAGGGAGUGUUCAUUGAUCGCUUUCUAUAUAUAAAUAACCAUAUUCCUAGCAUUAGUUCCUUUGAAAGGUAAUGUUAUUUUUAGUCCUGUAUCGCUCUUCUCUCCUCGUCAUCUCACUAACAUGUCAGUGGGCGGGUCUAACGUUGCAAUGAUGAAGUAGGCUUGAUUUCUUCUGCGGAGGCGGCGUUUCACGUUUCACAUUCCAGGACCAAUUGUUCGAUGGACCUGGUGUCAAUAAAAGCUUUUAUUGGCCUAACAAGUAAGUUUUCAGUUCUGAAAAUUACAGGAUAUUCUUAUAGUACGAUGACCUCUUAUACAUCAAAAAAGCCUCAAGUAAAAGUUGAUUUCUCAAUUCAUGACCCUUUAAAUCUUUAUAAUCAUUUUUUUUUCUCUUUAUUUAGUUUGUUGUGCUAGUCUAAAAAUGUUAGGUUUCAUAAUUUCGACAUUUUGACUGUUUUGGCUAACUUCAACAGAGCCCUGUCUCUCCAAAACCUUACUAUCCAAAGACAUGUCAGCAAACAAAAACAGCAGAGUGGUGUUUCAUUUGCUCCCAAUAACAUCCUGACUAGGGUGACCAGAUGAGAUUGUCUGAAAUUCGGGACUGAAAUGUUGAUCUUUUUAAAGAUCAGCAGUCUGUCAUUAGUCUUUAGUCUGCCACAAAAAACAACAUUAAAAUCAUGAACUCAAAUGUCAUUGUGAAAAGAAAAAAAAAAAACAAUGACUGUUGUAAGUAACAGUGCAUAAAUCAGACCUUUCUGUAUAGCCUAAUGCUAAUAAGCUUAAACGAAAAUAACGAAAUAAUUGUGUAAUGAAGUAUUUUUUUGCACACAGUGCUGCGAACAAUCAAUCACUCCUUUACGCGUGCAUCACUGUCCUCCUUGCGGCUGCAGAACGUACACUCUCUUCAUCAAGGCUUAAAACAAAAUGGGCAUAUCUAAAUUCGCGCCUAGCCGCCUACGGUAUUUUUUUUAGAACUUAGAAAAAAGAUGCGGCAGCCAAUGAGCAGCCGGCGGGGCUGGUUGCAGGACGGCUCAACCUCCGCAGACAGUUUUUCAUGUUUAUCAGACAAUAACUUAUCAAGAUUUUGCUUUAGUAUAAUUUUUGGGACAAUUAGGGCCAGAUUCGGGAUUCAGGACAACAGUUUAGAUUUCGGGACGUCUGGUCACCCUAAUCCUGACUUCAUUUCCUGCUUACAAAGAGAAAGAAAAAAAAAAAAAAAAAAACUAGGGCUGUUUCAGAUAUAGAAAUUGCAUACGUUACAAAUAAUAAAAAAUGAAUGCAUUAAAAAAUAUUUUGUUUGAAAUAAAUUGUGCAUAUUUUUUACCAUUAAAAUAAAUGUUUGUUGUAUGUUACUCUUUGUUAUCUUAAUCUCAUUUCUGUAUUUUCUUUUUACCUGUAUUCAAUGCUACUGACAAAACAUCAAGAUUAAAAAUAUUUGAUAUAUAUCUGUUAAGUUUUAUGUAUAAUUUCAUAAUGCUGAGUGAAAAUAAAUAGAAUCUAUGUGCUCUUCAGCACUUAAAUUGUCUUACAUUUUGCAACACGAACAAGAUUGAAGACCUAUUUUAAUCAGCAUUUUCGCGCCACCUUGUGGUAAAAUGUAAG
Molecule: messenger RNA, 3562 nt
Organism: Megalobrama amblycephala (Wuchang bream)
Lineage: Eukaryota; Metazoa; Chordata; Actinopteri; Cypriniformes; Xenocyprididae
Gene: ccr10
Product: chemokine (C-C motif) receptor 10
Exons: 2
Coding region: 137-1369 (410 amino acids)
Biological process (GO): immune response; G protein-coupled receptor signaling pathway
Cellular component (GO): membrane
Molecular function (GO): G protein-coupled receptor activity
Source: RefSeq, a predicted model, not a curated record